AGUCAUUACAGCGCCAACGCUCGGUCAGGCCGCUUCUCUGCCACCAACGACGACGCAGCAGCAGCUCCCAGGCAAAUAAGAAAGUUACACUGUGCGCGUGGUGAAAAUUGAUCGCGAAUUUAAAAAGUGCCUACAAAUUGGAAAAACUAGCUCAUUAACGUGUCUGGUCCCGACAACUCGAUCGGCCGAGCGGCAAAACGUCGGAACGUGCAAACCUCGAGAUCGGAAGCGAGACGCUUGCGCAGAUCUCCCGAGAUCAAGUCAACAACACAAUCCAAUAAACCAAACAAAACGAAAUAAAUCGUGCAAACAGCCGAAGCAGCGUUCCAGCUUCAUCGUCAGCUUCAGCUUUAGCUUCAGCUUCUGCCCCAGCCAUUGAUGCAGCUUAUUUAAAGGCAACGCGUCUUGUCGUUAAUCGUUCAGAACAUUUCAAGCUGCCCAACGCGCAGCAACGCGAGUGAAAACGCAAACCGCAAAAAUCAAAAUAAAAUACUUAAAUAAAAAUAAUAAUAAGAGCAAGUGGAUUGCCGAAAAUGACUUAAAACCGCCAGGCGACGUGCUUGCCCUCAGUUAAAGACAUUUCUUAUUUUUAUAUUUAUUCGUCAUACAAAGCUUGCUAAAUCCCCGCACUGCUUUUGACUGAUUCUUAUGCAAUUCGUGCUGUUAAUACGAUUACAACACUCAGAUAAAGUCUAAUAAAUUCAGAGUGUAAUUCGUGAAGACAAGAAACCCGCACAAACACUACCAAAAAUGUCGGCGUCUAAGGAAGCGAUCUGUGCGAGUUCCGAAAAGGAACCCGAGAAGCCAGAAUUGGGCUGGGCAACCACCCGCUACUUCGUCACAUUCAUGCUCUUUUUGGGCAUGGCCAAUGCGUAUGUGAUGCGCACUAAUAUGUCGGUGGCCAUUGUGGCAAUGGUGAACCACACGGCGCUCCAGAAGGGCGAGGAGAUACUCGACGAUGAGUGCGGCGAUCGUGAAUUGGAAGUUGACAAUGGCGAGGAUGGCGAGUUUGUCUGGAGUUCCAGCUUGCAGGGCUACAUUCUGUCAUCGUUCUUCUAUGGCUAUGUGAUCACCCAGAUUCCCUUCGGUAUAUUGGCCAAGAAAUACGGUGCAUUGCGCUUCCUGGGUUGGGGCAUGCUCAUCAAUUCGGUCUUUGCCUUCCUGGUGCCUGUGGCAGCCCGCGAGGGCGGCGUCUAUGGCUUGUGUGCUGUCCGUUUCAUCCAGGGAUUGGGCGAAGGUCCCAUUGUGCCCUGCACGCAUGCACUCCUGGCCAAGUGGAUACCGCCUAACGAACGCUCGAGGAUGGGAGCCGCAGUCUAUGCGGGAGCACAGUUUGGCACCAUUAUCUCGAUGCCAUUGUCUGGUUUGUUGGCUGAAUACGGUUUCUCCGGCGGCUGGCCGUCGAUCUUCUACGUGUUUGGCGUUGUGGGCACAAUCUGGUCGAUUGCCUUCCUGUUUCUGGUCUUUGAGGAUCCCUCGGUGCAUCCUCGCAUCGAUGAGCGUGAGAAGCGUUACAUUAACGACUCGCUCUGGGGCACAGAUGUGAUCAAGAGCCCUCCAAUUCCGUUCAAGGCUAUCAUGAAGUCGCUGCCCUUCUAUGCGAUUCUGCUCGCUCACAUGGGUCACAACUACGGCUAUGAGACUCUGAUGACGGAGCUGCCCACUUACAUGAAGCAGGUGCUGCGUUUCUCCCUCAAGUCCAACGGUCUGCUCAGCUCGCUGCCCUACUUGGCCAUGUGGCUGUUCUCCAUGUUCAUUUCGGUGGUGGCAGAUUGGAUGAUCAGCUCCAAGCGAUUCUCACUGACGGCCACCAGGAAGAUCAUCAACAGUAUUGGCCAGUAUGGACCGGGCCUGGCUCUGAUUGCCGCCUCCUACACCGGCUGUGAUCGUGCCCUGACCUUGGCUAUACUCACCAUUGGCGUGGGCCUCAAUGGCGGCAUCUACUCCGGCUUCAAGAUCAAUCACUUGGAUCUGACGCCGCGUUUUGCCGGUUUCCUCAUGGCCAUUACCAACUGCUUGGCGAAUCUGGCGGGUCUCUUGGCGCCCAUUGCAGCGGGCAAUCUGAUCAAUAACAAGCCCACCAUGGGACAGUGGCAGAUUGUCUUCUUCAUUGCCGCAUUUGUUUACAUCAUCUGCGGCACAUUCUACAAUGUGUUUGGCUCCGGCGAGCGUCAGUUCUGGGACAAUCCCGAGAACGAUGAGCACAAACCAAGUCUGGGGAAUGACAACAGCAACAACACACCUGCAAGGCUGAGCAAUGGCAAUUCGGCGCCGUUGGCCAUAACCGCCAGCGAGUCCAGGCAGUAAAAUGCCUGGUAGCAUUACCAUUACUAAAUACUACUAAAUACACACAAGAUAGUUUAAGUUAUUGUUUUAGUUUAUUAUACUCUAAGCCAAAAGUUGUUAUUAGUGCCCAUUGCCCCUUUAUUCCCCUUUAAUGCAUAUUCCUAACCAAAAAUAAAAGACAAUAAUCAUAUCAUAUAGAAA
Drosophila innubila is the source of this 2487-nucleotide messenger RNA. It is a transcript of the gene Picot, whose product is annotated as putative inorganic phosphate cotransporter. The record is from RefSeq and is a predicted model, not a curated record. Gene Ontology annotation, biological process: phosphate ion transmembrane transport; monoatomic anion transport. The transcript is spliced from 6 exons. NCBI's taxonomy places the organism in Eukaryota, Metazoa, Arthropoda, Insecta, Diptera, Drosophilidae. Gene Ontology annotation, cellular component: membrane. Bases 751 to 2307 code for a protein of 518 amino acids.